This is a messenger RNA of Thlaspi arvense, 468 nucleotides long. Lineage: Eukaryota; Viridiplantae; Streptophyta; Magnoliopsida; Brassicales; Brassicaceae. The record is from the annotation of a GenBank genome assembly.
AUGGAUCCUGAUGUUUUGUCUUCUCAUGUUUGUGCAAGCAGUAUAUAUUAUUGGCAGAUCAUCGAAAGUCUUUUAGUAGGGGUAGUUCUCGCAUGGUCAGCUUCGAGAUCACUCAACACAACCGUCAUGUUUUCUUUUGUUAUUUUCGAUGAAUUUGUGCUCAUCUUUUACAUGAGGGGAAGACGAUAUUGCAAGGGGUACAUAUAUCAUAGAUUUUGGUCGUUUGGAUUCUCAAACCCCGUCUUUAGUUGCUUGACUGUUGAAAGCAAUGAGCUGAAACUGCGGUUACAAAGGAUGAGCAUCAAGUUCAUAGGGUUUGCGGUUGCAAACGAUGAGAAAGAGAUGUAUCAGUUCGUCUUAAAAAAUGAGAAUGUCUUCAAAGGGAGAAGUAAGUUCGAAAGCAAAAUUGAUAAGAAGGAGAAGGUCUUCAAAGGGAGAAUCGAGACAGAUUGUCCAAUCCAGAGGUGA